CACCCUUCCGCUGAUAGGCUUCCAAUCGAUUAUUCUAUCGGCGAGGUUGGGUUCUACCAGAACGCCAACCCCGGCCACAGCACGAGUCGUGAUAUCGACGACCGAGUAGAACAGCUUCCAUCCAUUGAGGUUCAGGAGUCCGGAGCCUGA
This is a messenger RNA of Soboliphyme baturini, 150 nucleotides long. The record is from the annotation of a GenBank genome assembly. NCBI's taxonomy places the organism in Eukaryota, Metazoa, Nematoda, Enoplea, Dioctophymatida, Soboliphymatidae.